Messenger RNA from Setaria italica (foxtail millet), 2100 nucleotides. Its product is annotated as putative disease resistance protein RGA3. NCBI's taxonomy places the organism in Eukaryota, Viridiplantae, Streptophyta, Magnoliopsida, Poales, Poaceae. Gene Ontology annotation, molecular function: ADP binding. Gene Ontology annotation, biological process: defense response to other organism. The record is from RefSeq and is a predicted model, not a curated record. Bases 383 to 2062 code for a protein of 559 amino acids. The transcript has 3 exons.
UUAGCUCUCCCACCACGCUGUUGGCUGUGAAGUAGUACUGAAUGCUAGAUGGGCGGGAGCUCAUCUGUUUAACAACAAAGGAGCGACAUGUAAAAAUUGAUGCUACUUCAGUUCGGCCUUAAUUUCGCACCAUCGAGCGACAUGUAAAAAUUGAUCCGUUUGCUCUAUACAUGGAAGCCGCGGCUGCAGUUUAAUUUUUGCACUCCAUCCUUUGACCACAGAGUUGUGACAGAUGAGCUGAUCCGAUAACUACUGGAAAGAAAACGGCGACUUGCUACUCCUGGAGCUAGUCCUAUAUAGGGAGUGGCUUCCUUCCUAAUGAACUCGCCCUCCAUCGCUUCUUCUACUGACGCGUACAUUGAGUAGGCACUACGCUCCAGCCAUGGCCGCCAUCCUGGAUGCCUUGGCACCCUACGUGAAGAAGCUGAUCUCUGACAUGGCGCAAGAAGAGGUGUCCAUGCUGCUGGGUGUCUCCGGCGAGAUCGAGAAGCAGGAAGGCAACAUUGAAGGCCUCAAAGCUUUCCUCGCAGAUGCAGAGAGGAGGCGCAUCACUGACCAGAGUGUGCAGAGAUGGGUGAGGAAGCUCAAGGACGCCAUGUAUGACGCCACCGACAUCAUAGACCUGUGCCAACUCGAGGCGGCUGACAAGCGGAGGGGGUCUACUGAAGAACGCAGCAGUGUGAAGAAGAAGGUGUCAGUGGGUUGCUUCCAGCCGUUGCUCUUAUGCAUGCGGAAUCCCGUGUUCGCCCACAAGAUAGGCACCCGCAUCAAGGAGCUGAACCAGCGGUUGGAUGGCAUCCACAAGGAGGCAGACAGGUUCAACUUCAGUAUCAACCUUGGUUCCAACCCGGAGCCGAGGAAGCUAACUGAUACCGAAAGGUCUAUGCAGAAGACGACAUCCGAGUUCAAUGAGUCAGCCAUUGCUGGCGAGAAGAUCGAGCAGGAUACAAGAGAGCUUGCACAGUUACUUAUCUCCGGUGGCCUCCACGAUAUGAAGGUGGUGUCCAUCGUGGGGACAGGUGGCAUGGGAAAGACCACCCUUGCCCAGAAGAUCUUCAACGAGGUAACCAUCCAAGAGCACUUCAAAGUGAAGGUAUGGCUCAGCAUCACCCAGCACUUCGACGAGAUUGAGCUGCUAAAGACAGCAAUCGAGCAUGCUGGUGAAGUCCAUGGAGGGACGCAAGACAAGACGCUCCUCACGCGGACCCUCACCAACACCUUGUCCACGGGCAGGUUUCUCCUCAUCAUGGACGAUGUGUGGAGUGACCAAGCAUGGAGUCAUGUUCUUAGUGUCCCAAUCAGAAAGGCAAGCCAGAAACAACAGGGGAACUGGGUCCUAAUCACUACAAGAUCAGAAGACCUGGCCCAACGGAUGGGAGCCUCCUUCUACCAACACCAUGUCAGCCCACUGAAUGAAGAGGACGCUUGGUCCCUGCUCACCAAACAGCUGCCGCCAUCUCCUAAUCAGGUAGUUGGAACUGAUUACCUAAGAGAUGUCGGGAUGAAAAUUGUCAGAAAGUGUGAUGGCUUACCGCUUGCUGUCAAAGUGAUGGGAGGAUUGCUAAGCACGAGGUCUAGAAGUGAGCGUGAGUGGGAGGCUGUUUUGAACCAUCAUGCAUGGUCAGUAGUUGGAUUGCCCAAGGAGCUGGACAGCCGAAUCUAUUUGAGUUAUGAGGAUUUAUCUUCCCAGCAGAAGCAGUGCUUCCUUUACUGUUCACUUUUCCCAAAAGGUACAAGUAUUUUGUGGCGUCGUGUUAUUCCCAUGUGGAUUAGUGAGGGAUUCAUCCAACCUCACACGGACCGAAGUAGUUCACAUGAUGACCAACUAGAAGAAAUAGCAGCCGAGCACUACCAGGAGUUAAUCACCAGGAAUCUUAUAGAACGGCAAGGGACAUACAGAUGCACAAUGCAUGAUGUGGUGCGCUCCUUUGCUGAAUUUAUUGCAAGAGAAGAGUCGGUUGUGGUGCAGGACAUGCAAGUUGCCGGUGGUAGUAAUGAUAGUCUUGUUCGUCGCUUGUCCAUAGGACCAACCAGUCUGGUACCUGGAUUGGCUGCUCUAUAAAAACAAGAGUCAGUAAGAACAUUAUUUAUAAGUUCCAA